Molecule: messenger RNA, 832 nt
Organism: Thermothielavioides terrestris NRRL 8126
Lineage: Eukaryota; Fungi; Ascomycota; Sordariomycetes; Sordariales; Chaetomiaceae
Exons: 2
Coding region: 213-809 (198 amino acids)
Source: RefSeq, a predicted model, not a curated record
UGUUAAUCACCUAGAUAAUGACCUGUUUUGAUAAAACGCACAGUUCGUUGUCUCGUGAACAUGAUUGACGCUCUCCUGACUUACGACUCCGCUGCCACUUCCUCCCUGUCCACAAAGGCGCUCUCUCCCGCCGGCGGCGACGCAGGCAGCGGCACCGUCUCCGGCCCCGCGGCAUCGUUCAUGACUACAUCCCCUUCCCCGUCCUCUCGAUGAUGGCCGUCGUGCCUAUCCCUACUCGUCCCCAACCCGUCCUCCCUUCCACCCGCCUCACUCCCACUCCCACUCCCGCUCCCGCUCCGACCCUCACUCCCCUCUUCCUCCUCCUCCCCAUCACUCCGACUCCGACUCCGACUCCCCCUCCCACUCGCACUGUCACCCUCCUCACCCCGAUCCACCAACCGCACUGUCUCCUCGAGAAUCAGGAACUCGCGCUCCAGCAUCUCGGCCCAGUUCUGCACGUCGCCGAUCUCCUUGACCCGCCGCGCGUGCGCCUCCGCCAGCCGGCCCAGCCGCUCGUUCUCCCGCCGCAGCCCCGCCGUCGCCCGCGCCACCUCCCGCUCCUGCCGCCCGAUCGCCGCGUGGUUCACGUGCAGCUGCGCCGCCCGCGUCGUGAGUUCCCGGUCCAGCAGGUUGCAGGUUUGCGGGCGGCCACGGUUGCGGCAUUGGCGCUGCUGCUGCUUGCCGACGGAGAGGCUGCCGUGGCCGUAGCGUUGGUGACGGACGGCGCCGACGGCUGUGCCCGGCUUAUCGACGCUGCGGUGAGGGGCAUCGGAGGGGACGACAACGGCAUCGCGGGAGUAUGCUUGUAAUCAAAAAAUUCAAGGUCGCCGGG